Molecule: messenger RNA, 258 nt
Organism: Paramecium octaurelia
Lineage: Eukaryota; Ciliophora; Oligohymenophorea; Peniculida; Parameciidae
Source: the annotation of a GenBank genome assembly
AUGAAUGAUUUAAAAUCAAAAUAAAUUUAAGAAACCUAAGAAGCCUAAAAAACAAUCUGCAAAUUUCACAAUUUAGAAUUUAUUGCUGUUGACUUAGAUACAUCAGAAGGCUCAUAGAUAAAAUUUUUGUGUGGAAAAUGUUUAGUGGAUAAACUGAAUAAUUAUAAAGUGUCAACAAUUGAGCAAUCGAAGGAAAGCAUCUAACAAUAAAGCUAAAGAAAAUUAAACAAGACUCAACUAUUAUAAAAAUAUUCUUGA